AUGGCGACCACAGCACCGGACAUCGAGUUCGAGGACUUUUCAUUGGUGAAGGACGGCUUGUACGUUGGAGCAGGCUCGAGGGAAAACUAUGACAAGAUCGGGAUGAUUUUUCCAGGGACCCGAUUCGUGACAUGGAUGACGCCAUUCUUGGUCCUUGUCGUCGAACCGCUUCCCCCGAAACCAUGGCCAUUACGCGUCGGAGGCGCUCCGCUCUACAUCACCGCCGAUCCGUGGUCUAGGGGCCCGUAUAUGGGCCGACUUGGGCAGGGCAAGGAGAUUUUGAAUGAGGAAAACGCAAAAGGUGCGACAAUUUCUGAGGACCGUCUCCGCAGAGCGGCCAAUCUCCUGGUUCUUGAUCUGCAGAUCAAGGUGACUACCAUAGACUGGUACGGAUGUUUCUGGGGGAUCACCGUUCCUGAGGGGACCCCUCUCACCACACUGCCGUGCCGGCUCAUGGAUCUAAUGUGCAGGUAUAAGUUUACUGCACGACCAAACCUGUUCGAUACGAGUAUCCCCCUUGAUAAAGCGGCAUCCGAGGACGAGGACUGCCGCGACACCGCCAUACCUCCCACAGAAUACCCAGAUUUUGAUGGGCUCACGAUUGGAGAUUGCGUUCUUAGAAACCACCCAAUCUGUGGAUCCCGUCCCGCGGUCCACCUUGCCUAUGGGUUGCAGCUGAAGGCUGGUUCAGACAUGAUGGCUCCUCACUGGCAAAAGCGCCAAUUGGCAUGUUUCGGCAAUGGCUUGCCCGGGCUGGUUGAUGGAGGCGGUGAGAGUACAACGCAGAAUCAGAGUCGUGGUGGUGCUGCGAGUAUAGUCCGCUUCUUGGAACACGCAGAUGGCAUCUCAGGCUAG
Molecule: messenger RNA, 855 nt
Organism: Coniosporium apollinis CBS 100218
Lineage: Eukaryota; Fungi; Ascomycota; Dothideomycetes
Exons: 1
Coding region: 1-855 (284 amino acids)
Source: RefSeq, a predicted model, not a curated record